Molecule: messenger RNA, 1199 nt
Organism: Gasterosteus aculeatus aculeatus (three-spined stickleback)
Lineage: Eukaryota; Metazoa; Chordata; Actinopteri; Perciformes; Gasterosteidae
Gene: zdhhc4
Product: zDHHC palmitoyltransferase 4
Biological process (GO): protein targeting to membrane; peptidyl-L-cysteine S-palmitoylation
Cellular component (GO): Golgi apparatus; endoplasmic reticulum
Molecular function (GO): protein-cysteine S-palmitoyltransferase activity
Source: RefSeq, a predicted model, not a curated record
AUGGACUUCCUCACCCUGUUCGGCUACGUCGCCGUGGUGCUCGCGUGCAUAGCCUUGGUCUGCAAGCACUCGGGGCGGCAGCAGACCCCGCUCGGCGUCCUCCUCGGCUCCGUGGGGAAGGUGGUCGCGCCAAUAACGCCGCGAUGGCUCCAAAGGUUCAGCCAGAGGACCCUGCACCGGCUGUUCCACCGACGGAACAACAUGUUCAUCUACCUGCACGUGCUGCUCGAGGGGGCCGUGUACGCAGAGUUCACCUACGAGGUGUUUGGCUUCUGCAGGGAGAUGGACACCACCCUGACCCACCUGACCGUGCCGUAUGUCCUGCUGGUCCUCCAGGCCGUCUUCUUCUACCUCUGCGCCAGGAGGGAUCCGGGCACGGUGACGAAGAAGAAGAUCUCUGGCCAGCUGAGCCUCUAUCCUUACGACGGGAGGCUGUUUCACCCGGGAGUCUCCUGUGAAACCUGCCAGCUCAUCAAACCGGCUCGCUCCAAACACUGCCGGGUCUGCGACCGGUGCGUCCAACGCUUCGACCACCACUGCGUCUGGGUGAACAACUGCAUCGGCGCUCGGAACACGCGCUACUUCCUGCUCUACCUCUUCAGCGUGUGCGCCAUGGCGGGCGACAUGGCCGUCCUGACGGGGGACAUGCUGUUUCACGCCGUGCUGCGGUCGGGGCUUCUGAGGGCCAGUUAUGUCGACGAGUACGGCGAGCAACAGCCAGCGGGGCCUCUGUUUGUUGCACAGCACCUGUUUCUGACCUUCCCCCGAAUCGUCUUCAUGCUGGGAUUCCUGGUCUUCGUCUUCUUGCUCCUGGCGGGUUACGCCCUGUUCCACUUCUACCUGGCUCUGGUCAACCAGACCUCCAACGAGUGGUACAAGAGUCGAGGCUACACGUGUCAGCACUGCCAUCCAGAUGCCACAGCGGACCGUCUGCGUGGCCCGGCGCCGGACCACUUUAAAAGAAACCACUACAGCAGGGGGCUGCUGCGAAACCUGGAGGAGAUCCUCUUCCCCCCCAAACCUGUGCAGAAGAAACUCAGCUGAAGAAGAUCUGUCUCUGAGAACUGCUGUUAACUGAACUGAGUGUAUGGGGGCUCUGGUGUGGAUCUCCCUUAAGGCUUAUUGAAAAGUUAUGCACACAAUGGUGAUCUUUGUUGGAUAAAGCCGUUGUCUGUUAAUUAAAUUAACAAUUCAUGUUA